CAUAAAUAUGUGUAUAUGGAUAGAUGUAACAAGGAUAGACGGAUAGUUAAGAGGUGCAUGACCAUACAAGGAGCUAAGAAGUAAAAAGCAUAUAGGCAUUACAAGGGACUGCACGCUUGCAUACAUUGCUCUCAUAGUCACGCUUGGUUAAAUAUCACACACCCACGUCGCAACAUCAAUCAGGCAAGCUGGCUUGUGAUAAGGCUGUAGUGCCUGUGUGUUUAGGCUCACUUCGCACGGCGGUGGCCACAGCCUGGUCCGACGACUACUACCUGGACGAUACCUCAGAUCUUAAGGCGACACGUGACAAAACACCAACCAACACACCUGGUGCCAAGCUCCAACCGUCCCGUACGGCCUCUCACACGGACAAUCUAGACAUCACACACGGGGGUCUAAUUCUGCAUUCACCUCAGGACACACGCCUCAGUAUGUCGGACGAGAAAGUGCCCCAGGUACAGUCACAGACUGUUACUACCACUGACACACAGGCGGAUGUCACACCAACCAAGGUACCCGAUAUGCAUGUGUCUAAGAUACCUGUACACGCACACACUGAGCCCAAGCGUAGAACGAAUCCCAGCGGCUUAGGCACAUCCUACGUCAGGUCACCGCAACGGUCACCGGCCGGAAGCAACACGACACUGGACGAGCUCGAACUGCCGCGUAUGGAUUUUUCGUUGAAGAACUUUGUGCCCAAAUCAGCGGCGGAACUUUACAAGGAAACAAGCGAGAGGAAAAAGACUGACAAGUACGCGCACGUGAAGUCACGUGUGGGGUCGUUUGAUAACAUCGGUUAUAAGUCCGGCAGCAUGAGUACGGGCAAGCCCAAGCAGAAGAUCACGUCACAACGGGCACACUACGAGAACGUACAAGCGAAGGUCAGUAGUCACAACAAGAACUUUAAGCCUUCCGAGCCCAAGCCACUACCUGACGUGCCAAAGAAGAAGUUAGAUUUCUCACACGUGCGCGCAAAGGUUGGGAGCCUCGAAAAUGUCGACCACACCCCAGCCCAGUCUAAAUUUAAAAUGCCCAACACCAAACUGACCUUCAAAGAAUCGGCCAAGUCAAGGGUGGGCAGUCUAGACAACAUCGACCACGUGCCUGGAGGCGGUGACAAGAAGAUUGAGACUCAGAAGUUGAACUACAGGCACAAGGACAUCUCGGCCAAGGUGAACAGCCUACCAUCCAGCAAGAAGAACUCGGUAGAAAACAUGAGCGGCUCCGGCAAGCGCAGCGCAUCGGCCAGUGUUGUUAGCAAGGUGAGUGCGAGUGACAAGGGAGUACCGAACUUCGAGGUGGGCCCUACGGAUGUGGAUGCGCUGACGCAGGGGCUGCAGAAGUUAGAGGUGGAGGAGAAGGCCAUGAGUGAGCCGGCCCUGCACGUCUCAUCGUGAGACGACUCUGUGCGGUUAGACAGCCGCAGACCCCCAACGGUGUGAAGGGAGCCACCCCACACAUCAAGUCACACCAAGCUACACCAAGUGACCUCAAUGUAUAACCAUGCUGAUCAAUGCAUAUCAAUGCAUAUUGAGAUGGCGAGCGAGCGCCUUGGAAUCGAGAGAAGUGAUCAUCCUGUGACACAGUCGGAUGGGUCCGAUGACUCGUAGAGUGACUACCAUCUCUGCGGGGUCUUAUCGUCACACGGCACACACAGUAACAACAAUAGAAUAUACCUUACUCGCAGCACUCCCAUCAUUUUUGGACAUAGUAUGUAGAUGCAGGAAGUGGAGAACGUGACCACACCCCAGGCUGGAACGAUGUCAAGCUGGCUGUGGUGGGUCGUAUAGUAUCACUUCCAGUCUGCCAGUAGACAGUAGGGUUCCAGAAUAAGUAAAGACUUAGAAAUGUGUGAA
Molecule: messenger RNA, 1856 nt
Organism: Sphaeroforma arctica JP610
Lineage: Eukaryota; Ichthyosporea; Ichthyophonida
Exons: 8
Coding region: 432-1397 (321 amino acids)
Molecular function (GO): microtubule binding
Source: RefSeq, a predicted model, not a curated record